Molecule: messenger RNA, 1763 nt
Organism: Sinocyclocheilus anshuiensis
Lineage: Eukaryota; Metazoa; Chordata; Actinopteri; Cypriniformes; Cyprinidae
Gene: marc1
Product: mitochondrial amidoxime reducing component 1
Exons: 7
Coding region: 98-1081 (327 amino acids)
Biological process (GO): nitrate metabolic process
Cellular component (GO): mitochondrial inner membrane
Molecular function (GO): pyridoxal phosphate binding; molybdopterin cofactor binding; nitrate reductase activity
Source: RefSeq, a predicted model, not a curated record
UUCAUUGGCUGCAAUAAAAACACUCCAUCAGAUAGCCUGAGUGAAUGCUGUAAACGUUUCAAUAUCCCAGUUUAGAUAGUAUUGCCGAGAAUUAAGUAUGGAUUUCAAAGGGGUGCUUGUGAAAAUCUUCACCCGAAAUCGGGAAGUAGUAUUAUGCGCUGCAGGCACAGCAGUUGCUCUGCUUGGACUCGGUCUAGUAUAUAAAUAUAACGUUACGCGUCCAGAGAAAAAGUUCACUCGAGUGGGAGUAGUUACUCAACUGCUGCUUCAUCCUAUGAAGUCCGGGAAAGCAGUGUUGGUGGAGACGGCAGAAUGUCUGCGAAUGGGGCUGAAAUAUGGCGAACUGCGGGAUCGGCACUGGCUGGUCAUCACGGAGGACGGACACAUGGUGACGGGCAGACAGCAGCCUCGUCUGGUGCUGGUGUCUUUGAGCUGUGAAGGCGGCCAGCUGUGUCUCAAUGGACCGCAGAUGGAGGAGUUGAGGGUUCCUCUUCAGCAGUCCAAUAAUGCAGUUGUGGACUGCAGAGUCUUUAGUAUAGACGUUCAGGGCAGGGACUGUGGGGACGAUGUGUCUAACUGGCUUACACGAUACCUGGAAUCUGACAAGACUGUUCGUCUGGUGCAUUAUGAACCUCAUCUGAAGGCCCAAAGGCCCUCUGAGAAAGAGCCCCUCUUUCCUAAGGAUGAAAAGGUGGCCUAUCCUGAUGCUGCUCCAAUCAUGCUAAUGUCAGAGGCCUCUGUUAGGGACCUGAAUACCCGAUUGGAUAAAGAUGUUUCUGUCUUUCAAUUUCGUCCCAGUAUUGUUGUCAAUGACUGUGAGGCCUUCACGGAGGACACAUGGGAUCAUAUUCAGAUUGGCCAAGUGGAGUUGAAGAGAGUUGUUGGCUGUGGAAGAUGCCUUUUUACCACUGUUGACCCUGAGACUGGAAUCAUCACCCGAAAAGAACCACUGGACACUCUCAAAACCUAUCGACUGACUGACCCCAAGCAGAAAACUGCACCAAUAUUGGGACAAUACUACAGCGUAAAGAAAACAGGUGUCCUUCAUGUGGGUGAACCCAUUUAUAAGAUCACCUAUUGAAAUGGCCAGACAGGAUGAAUGCAGAAGCUUAUUUUAAAUCUAGUGACUAAUUUGCAAGCGACAUUGCUUACAAACACAGUUUCUAAAGUUCGAAUGAAUCCAUAUUCUUUUCAUGAAGUUUAAUUGAAGAAGAAAAAUAAAAUAAUAUAUAAAUAGUUUUGUAAAAUGUUCUAUAUUAGCUGUAGAAUUCUGGUUGGAAUAGAUCAAAUGUCUUAGAGAUUCCAGAACCAUUAGGUUUCAGCACAGUUAAAGGGAUAGUUGAAAUUAUCAUUAUCUACUCCAACCUGUUAGUUUUUGUGGAAUACCAAAUUAUUUCAUUCUUCUUUAUUAAAAAAAAUCUUCUUUUGUGUUCCUCAAAAUAACACCUCAACGGUGAGUAAAUAAUGACCGUUUUCAGUUGAGUGAACUAAUUCUUUUAAUGUGAAAUGAGAAGAUGUGAGUUCUGUGAUUUGUGUUCAGUAUAUUCAGUAUUCUAUAUUUUAGGUACUUCGAAAUUACCAAUGUAUUGGGGAUAUAAUUGUUACAUUGUAUAAUGGUCUGGUUUCAUGUAACCGCUCAAAUCAGGAUGUUAAUUUAAACACUGUGUCUCCUAUAAGGAGGCAUGAGUAUUUGUCAUUAAUCAAAACAUUGAUGUUUUUUCAGUAUUGAUUUCUCUAAAGCUAUUAAAUGAUUUCAACUCUCA